AAGUGUCCGGACUGGAAGGGGGUAAAGUGUCCGGUCUGGAAGGGGGGGAAAGUGUCCGGACUGGAAGGGGGUGAAAGUGUCCGGACUGGAAGGGGGGGAAAGCGUCCGGACUGGAAGGGGGUGAAAGCGUCCGGACUGGAAGGGGGGGGAAAGUGUCCGGACUGGAAGGGGGUAAAAGUGUCCGGACUGGAAGGGGGGAAAGUGUCCGGACUGGAAGGGGGGAAAGUGUCCGGACUGGAAGGGGGGGAAAGUGUCCGGACUGGAAGGGGGGGAAAGUGUCCGGAUUGGAAGGGGGUGAAAGUGUCCGGACUGGAAGGGGGGAAAGUGUCCUGGACUGGAAGGGGGUGAAAGUGUCCGGACUGGAAGGGGGGGAAAGUGUCCGGUC
Staurois parvus is the source of this 385-nucleotide messenger RNA. Lineage: Eukaryota; Metazoa; Chordata; Amphibia; Anura; Ranidae. The record is from the annotation of a GenBank genome assembly.